AUGUUUUGUUGCAGGAUGGCGUCACCCUAUAAGAUCCCCAAGAAAAAACAGCCUUCAGGCUCUGACUCCGCCCACUUGCACAUGCAGUCACCGCUGUCCCACCUCCAUAACUCCACCUCUCAACUUAAGGGUUUCGGAGGUCCGUCCAGCAGAGGCAGCUCUGACAGAAUGCAUGCUGGGAACGCUCUGGGCUCAUCCUCAGGUGGACUCAGGCUGCCAUUCAGAACUGUUGUCAAAACACUGCUGGGCAUCCACAGUCCUAAUGGAGGCGGAGCUUCAGGAGCCAAUCAUAGGUCAGCAGGAAGUAGGAGCAGCCAACCACAGCCAGAAAAGAGGAGGGAGUCGAUGUCAAACGGAUGGCGACCUAAGCGAGGGUCUGACCGGCUGCUGCAGGUUGGAGACUCCUCAGACCACCUGUCCACACCACAGAAGAAGAAAAGUCCCGACGGUUCAGGUCAGAGCUUGCUUAAUAAAAGCAUUUCGGUGGAGUCUGGGGACUCUCUGGCUGGGCUGCGCACAGAGGAGCAUGCUGGGAGUUUGAGUUCUUCAGUUUCCCAGAGGAGAUCUGAGUCUGGCAACGACAGGAAGAGCAACGCAGUAACACAGCCGAAGACAAAUUCGUCCAGCUCCGGACCAGACGAGACGUCAGAGGACGACUUUGUCUCCCUGCGCGGAACCAUCCGGAGUGCGUCGGACUCCCACGGACGCUCCUCUUCCUCCCCCAUCUCCCCGGUGAAGGUGCUGCCUUUACACAGGAAGACUCCAGAUAGAAAAAGCUGUUUGGACCUGAAGGAGGACGUGAUGGAGACACAGAGGGACCGGUGGAGACAGUUCAGAGACAGGAAGACCAGAUCGUCUGUGAAUCACCUGCGACUGAAGAAACCCAAACAGACUCCGAUUGAGCCCAUUGUGCUGUCAAGUGAAGAAGAGGAGGAGGAAGAGGUUGAGGAGCACAGAGACAAAACCAAGAAGACGACACGUUUUCCUAACGGAGCACGUCACUCUCAGUCUGCAAGCUUACUGCUCGACGCUCCGCCGCCUUCCUUCCUGCAGCUGGAGUUCUGCUCGCUCCACGCCGGUCUCAUGCAAGCUGAGGCCAACGGCCCGAUGACGAUCACUGAAAAUGAGAUCAUCGUUCCUGUGAAAGGACCAGAGGACAGCCAGGUGACGGUUGUGGCCUCUCAGCUCCGGGGUUACGGCAUUUGGGAUGGGGGCGUGGCUCGAAGCGGGACUCUUCUGGCUGCAUGGGAAGGCCCCGCCCCCUCGCUGCUCUUCCUGUGGGUGUCGGAGGCACAGGCCAACCUGCUGCAGAGGGAGCUGUCAGUAGUCCAGAGCUCGAGCGCUGCUGCUAACGCUCCUUCAUGCUCCAUCCUCCUGCUGGUGUUGAAGGAGCAGCUGCCGCAGCUACAGACUGCUCUCCUCGCCUCCAUCUUGGACAUGGAGGAGUACAAGCAGGCCCGCUCCUCCUCCUCCCCCAUCGACUGGACUGACGGGCUCCUGUUGGUACACAGUUGUCCUCCUCCUGUGGACCAGCACCUCCUCCGCCUGCUGGGACACUCAGCAAAGUCCAGCCUGUCAAGCGGCGCUCAGAGGAACUCCGCUGCCCAUCUUCAGCUGCCCUCCAGGCUGAUCCAGUACCCUCUGGUUCCGUGUAAAGGCCGGAUCACGGUGACCGAGGAGGACCUGGCCUGUCUGGACGCUGGCGAGUUUCUGAAUGACGUCAUCAUCGACUUCUACCUCAAAUAUCUCCUCCUGGAGGGUGUUGACGGCACGGUGGCUCAGAGGAGUCACGUGUUCAGCAGCUUCUUCUUCAAACAGCUGAGCAGAAGGCGGGUGGCUGGUGAGGGCGACGCCCCCUCCGUCCCCGACCGUCGCAUGAGGCAUCAGAGGGUGAAGACGUGGACGCGUCACGUGGACAUUUUCACCAAAGACUUCCUGUUUGUGCCUGUCAAUCAAGAAGCUCAUUGGUUCCUGGUGGUGGUCUGUUUUGCGGGUCUAGAGGAGGUCCGGACGGAGGAGUUCCAGCCCCGAGCAGGUGGAUCCGAGAGAGCCACAGGAAAACUGGAACUCGGCUUGAAAUCCUCGCUCCCGCCGGAGUGCACAGAGCUGGGCUGUAAGAAGAACACGGUGACCAAGAGACCAUGCAUCCUGGUCAUGGACUCUCUGAAGCUGUCGUAUCACGAGAACGUCUGCAGACUGAUCAAAGACUACCUGCAGGUGGAGUGGGAGGUACGGAGGACGACUCCUCGACUCUUCACCUCUGACAACAUGAGGAGCUGCAACUGUAGAGUUCCUCAGCAGGACAACAGCAGCGACUGUGGAGUAUACCUGCUGCAGUACGUGGAGAGCUUCCUGCAGAACCCCGUGGUGCACUUUGACCUCCCGCUUCGAUUGGAAAGCUGGUUCCCGCGGCAACAAGUGCGACAGAAGCGUGAGGAGAUUCGGAGUCUGAUCCUGAGACUUCACCGGAGUCAGACGAACAAAAAUAAAACCAAAACGCCUCUUAGCCGAUGAUCC
Messenger RNA from Nematolebias whitei (Rio pearlfish), 2517 nucleotides. RefSeq names its product SUMO specific peptidase 7b (gene senp7b). The coding region runs from base 1 to 2514 and encodes 837 amino acids. Gene Ontology annotation, cellular component: nucleus; cytoplasm. The transcript is spliced from 22 exons. NCBI's taxonomy places the organism in Eukaryota, Metazoa, Chordata, Actinopteri, Cyprinodontiformes, Rivulidae. Gene Ontology annotation, biological process: protein desumoylation. Gene Ontology annotation, molecular function: SUMO-specific endopeptidase activity. The record is from RefSeq and is a predicted model, not a curated record.